ACAGUGCAUCCGAGCAUCACUGACACACUGGUAUUAUAUUUAAUUAUUGUUAUCGUGUUUUUUUUAUCGUACAAAAAAACAGUGUGAAAAUGAAGGCAUUUUUGACUUUUGUGUGCCUAUCAAUGGCUUUUGUACUCAUCAGCGGUCAGAAUAUUGACGAGUGUCUGGAACAAGAUAGCAUCUCUUGCAUACAAAGAAGCUUGUAUAGGAAAGCCAAGGAAUUCUUUAAUAAAGACAACAUUGAACUUAUUGGUGGUGUCAGCUUGGUGAAGAAUACCAACAGAAAUAGCAAAAGCGGCAAAGAAGUGAUGUAUGAUCAAGAAAUUGAAGCUGCUAAUGAUAUUACUGACAGACAAAGUGCUUUGGAAAAUUUCGUUGGUGAAGAAGUUAAUAACUUCCUGGCUGGACGUAGUCUUAGAAUUAACUUCGCCCCAGCUAUUGAAAAAAUCGGCCACACUGCUCGUACUAUUGUUGAUUCAGUUCCAAAAGAAAUUAAUGAUGUUGUCAAUGAAGUUGUUGAAGGACGUGGAAAGAAGAAGUUCUUGAAAGUGAUCCCUCUUCUAUUAGCUGCCAAAGCUAAACUUGGUCUCCUCGCCACCUUAGGCUUCUUCGGAAUUGCUUUACUUGCCAAAAAAGCAAUCUUAGUUUCUUUGAUCUCCUUGGCAGUUUCUGGCUUCAUUGGUCUUAAAAACAUGUGGUCCAAUGGUGGUAGUGUAACUCCAUACAACGCUGGUGGAUGGUCUGCACCAAACUCAAAUGCUGGAUGGGCACCACCAGCAAACAAUGGCGGCGGAUGGUCCGCUGGAUCUCCAGGAUGGGAUGAAGCAUCUUACACAAAUCAAAACACACAGUUCACUGGUUAUCAUUAAUGAAAAAUAAUAUUAUUUUGAUAUAACAGCUGCCAAAUAUCUUUAAAAAAUUUAAUAUUAUUUUUAUUUAUCAUCUCUACGAUAAUGGAUCAAUGAAAUGUUGAUCUUUGACAAAGUUUUGCCUUCGUAGAGACUUCCAAAAUAUUUAUUUUAUUUAUCAACAUUUAUUUUAUUUAAACUGGUGCCAUGAUUGUUCAAUUUGUUAUUGACGAUCUGGUUUUAUGUAUAUAAAAGAUCCUCAAUGUCUAAUUUUGUAACUUAAUCAUCUGCAUCACAAAUUUAUUUAAUUUAACUUUUAUGUGCGAUUGAUGUAUGAACA
Messenger RNA from Chelonus insularis, 1188 nucleotides. It is a transcript of the gene Osi6, whose product is annotated as DUF1676 domain-containing protein Osi6. The record is from RefSeq and is a predicted model, not a curated record. Gene Ontology annotation, cellular component: membrane. The coding region runs from base 90 to 869 and encodes 259 amino acids. The transcript is spliced from 3 exons. NCBI's taxonomy places the organism in Eukaryota, Metazoa, Arthropoda, Insecta, Hymenoptera, Braconidae.